UGGGAGAGGAGGGUGAGGGGUACUCACAAAGAUGUUGCGUGAUUUUUUGGAAAUUUAUUUAUUUAAAUAAAAAUGGCCGCCGCAGAGAGCGGAGAGGAGAGACUAGGUGAGGACAAGAAUGAAGACCAAGAGCGCUCAAAAGACAAGACGCAGAAGCAGAAGAAAAACAAAAGGGAACGGCAAGAUGUGGAAAAACUCGAGGCCACAGUGUCUGUUCCUCCACCCCCGCCCCUCCUUACGCAGGGGGAUGUUGGACAACAGACGGAGGCAGGGAAGUCUGAACCCACUGACCCUGAAGUUGGAGCUGCUCUCAGCGCUCCAGAAUCUUCUGCAGCGGCCAAGCAGCGGCGUUCCAUCAUUCGGGACAGAGGCCCACUGUAUGACGACCCUUCACUGCCUCAAGGGUGGACACGCAAGCUGAAACAGCGCAAGUCGGGGAGAUCUGCUGGAAAAUUUGAUGUCUACCUGAUCAACCCAGAAGGGAAAGCCUUCCGUUCCAAAGUGGAGCUCAUGGCAUACUUCCAAAAGGUGGGUGAUACCACCACGGAUCCUAAUGACUUUGACUUCACAGUCACGGGCCGCGGGAGCCCCUCUCGCAGAGAAAAGAGACCGCCAAAGAAGCCUAAAGUGGUUAAACCCUCCGGUCGUGGGAGGGGUCGGCCAAAGGGCAGUGGCAAGGUACGGCAGGCCACGGAAGGGGUGGCUGUAAAGCGUGUCAUAGAAAAGAGUCAAGGAAAACUCCUCGUAAAGAUGCCCUUUGCGGCCCCCAAAACUGAACCAGGGGCUCCAGUGGGGCAAGCACCAGUUGCCAAAGUGCGCAGAGGCCGCAAGCGGAAAUCGGAACAGGAACCGGCAAGCAUGCCCAAAAAACGUGGCUGCAAGCCAGCAGCUGCUACGCAAUCAACGGUGGGGACGGGCUCAGCCACUGCAUACGCCACCGCAGCCAUUCUCACCGCGGAGGCCAAGAAAAAAGCUCAGAAGGAGUCUUCCGUAAAGCCUGUUCAGGAGAGGGCACUUCCCAUCAAGAAACGCAAAACUCGAGAGACUUUAGAGGAGUUGGAAGGAUCCACCGCUUCCACAACGGAGACGUUCGCACCAGGGAUAGCAAAACGACUGACUGCAUCAACUGUGACCCCUACAGGGGAGGAGGUAGAAACGGGACAGAAGUCUCACAAGCAUCCUGGCCGGAAGCACAAAGAGGCAUCUACAGAUCCGGGGAACGGCAGCAGCAGCAGCAGCAGCGGGACGGCAACCAGUGGCAGCGGAUCGAAGAGUCACAAGAAGAGAGAUCAUCGAGGGCAGCACUUUAAACACCACCACCAUCAUUACCACCACCAACACCACCAUCUGCAGGCCAUGCCGCCCUCCACCUACACUCCGCAGGCUCACCAGCUUUCCCUGGGUCACUCCACGCAAGGGGGGCCACCUGCGACCAUCGAAAAUGAACCCCAGGACUUGAGCACCUCCAAGCCCAGAGCGGAGCAUGUGGCCUGCAGGGAGGAAGCGAGAACUGAUAGCUCCUCGAGCAGGGACGCUCAGAACGCAAGCAAGAUGGCCUCCUCUGACCUGAGAGGGCAGCAGACGACUGUGACGGGGGAUGGCAAGGAGCUGAGAGACAUUGUUCCUCCCUCCGCUGUUCCGAGGCCGAGCCGAGAGGAAACGGUCGAGUCCCGGACACCAGUGAGCGAGCCAGUGAGCUGACUGACUAAGUGACUGAUUGGCAGCGGCUUUUGUGCGUGAGGCGGAGGCAGAGGCGGUCAUGGCAAGACGAGUGAUUUUUUUUGUUCUUUUUUUACUGAGGAAAAAAAGAAAAAGUAUACAAAAAUGUAAACGUACUUAAACAAAAGGCAGCUGUUGUGUCUCGUUCUCUCUGUGGGUUGGAUGCGGGGGCGAUAAUUCUCUUGCUUCCGAAUGAAUUCUCCGCUAAACUUUUUUCUUUAUGGUUUCCUUUGAUUUCCCACUAUAUCUUUGUAUUAGUAUAUCUUAGCACUCACCUAAACCAGUUAUUCCUUUGUCGGAGCUUGUAGGAAGUAGAAACACACUCAAGUGGUAAUGGAUGCACAAGUCACACGCCAUAGUUGUCGUAAAGUGAAACUUUCCGAUCAAAAAUGCUCUCCAAAGUACUAAAAUGCCUCAUAGUCAUGUCAUCUCAACCCUAGCAAAAAGGUGUCCAAUCAGUGUGUUUUUCCUUUUAUGUCUAAAACGAAUGGGCUAAUCUGAUUU
Carassius carassius (crucian carp) is the source of this 2223-nucleotide messenger RNA. Its product is annotated as methyl-CpG-binding protein 2-like. Gene Ontology annotation, molecular function: methyl-CpG binding; chromatin binding; double-stranded methylated DNA binding. Gene Ontology annotation, cellular component: nucleus; heterochromatin. The record is from RefSeq and is a predicted model, not a curated record. The coding region runs from base 73 to 1701 and encodes 542 amino acids. Lineage: Eukaryota; Metazoa; Chordata; Actinopteri; Cypriniformes; Cyprinidae. Gene Ontology annotation, biological process: negative regulation of transcription by RNA polymerase II. The transcript is spliced from 3 exons.